Polyodon spathula (Mississippi paddlefish) is the source of this 2882-nucleotide messenger RNA. Its product is annotated as solute carrier family 15 member 4-like. Gene Ontology annotation, cellular component: membrane. Bases 938 to 2713 code for a protein of 591 amino acids. Gene Ontology annotation, biological process: transmembrane transport; oligopeptide transport. Gene Ontology annotation, molecular function: transmembrane transporter activity. Lineage: Eukaryota; Metazoa; Chordata; Actinopteri; Acipenseriformes; Polyodontidae. The transcript is spliced from 8 exons. The record is from RefSeq and is a predicted model, not a curated record.
UGUGAUGUGACUUGUGUUUAUUUCAGGAACUGUUUGUGGAAGUGAAAGAAAGUAUGCAUUGGUUUUGCGUUUGGUGCCCGAGUUACUAGUAAUGACGACAAUUAAAAACAGGUUAUUUUACAUUAAAUUAGGACAAAACACAGGAGGGAAAAUAGCGACUUUAGCUUCGGAACAGAGGUAAAAUGGUCAAAUAUUGUACGGAAAUUUAUAGGAGGCUAAACUAGAGAUAAGUAUUUGCAAUUAUUAUUAUUAUUAUUAUUAUUAUUAUUAUUAUUAUUAUUAUUAUUCAUGUUUUUAUUUGUUUACGGUUUGACUUGGAAGUGUCUUAUAAAUAAUUCAGUAUACGCGGUGUUAAGUUAUUUAUAAACAAAUACUAAAAACAACUGUUAUUGUUUUAAAUAUUUAGUUCAGUGCGUUAUUAUUGUUAUUAUUGUAAAGUAAUCCCCUAUCAUUUAAAUACACAUUUCUCAGUCGCCUGUUGCUACCAGUCAUACAUGUGUCAGGGCCAUCUAAAGAAGAACUUUCUUGAAAGUUGAAACUGAUAGCUGCAUAUGUGAAAUACUACUAUUUGGAAAUGUGUGUUUGUGAGUAGUUAUCUGUAAUGACUGUUUAACUUUACGAGAAAAUAGCAUAAUAACGGUUUCGAGAAAAAUUCGGAGUUGUUUUACUUUUUGUUAUGGAAAGCCUUCAAAUUUCUGCCAACUCAUUUUACUGUAUGCGUUGUUGAUACAGACCAAGUUUGAACGACGUGGUGGCCAUAGAUGUAAAACAUUUAACACUGUAAAGUCGUAUUAAGUUAUAACAUAGUAACUUUUUUUUUUUUUUAAAUACUUUAAACUUUGCUAGAUUUGUUGGAGAUGUAGUUUUGUUUAGCAAAACUAAACUUAAAGGUGAAACAGAAUUGCCAUAUAAUACAGAAAUCAGAAAAAAAUAAAUAAUGGGAAGCCAUGAAGUUAGUGAGAGUAGCCCUCUUUUGGGACCCCAGACCAAUGAUAACAGGAGCCCAGUGUCUGUCUUUGAAGGCAGGAGGCUGGCAUGUGCAGCAAUCCUGAUAGCAGAAUCUCUGGAAAGAGUGGCCUUCUAUGGGAUUACCGCAAACCUGGUCCUGUUCCUCAACGGAGAGCCUUUCUUCUGGGAGGGGGCACAAGCCAGCCAAGCCCUACUCAUCUUCAUGGGCGUCACCUACCUUGUGUCUCCCUUUGGUGGCUGGCUAGCUGAUGCCUACCUGGGGAAGUUCUGUACUAUUAUCUGCAGUAUGCUUCUCUAUCUCUUUGGGAUGUUGGCUUUCCCCUUCAUCACAGCGUUGGAGACAAGAAAUGGCCUUUGUGGGGAAGUCCGAGCUUACCCUGUGCAGCCUUCAGAGUGCAUCAACGGCACUAGCAGCAGCAGCAGCAAUGUGACCUGUCCUUACCCCCAGCAGUACUGCAGUCCUGUGAUCUUCAGUGGUCUCGUGAUAAUUGGUAUCGGUGUGGGAUCGGUGAAAUCAAACAUCACCCCCUUUGGAGCUGAUCAGGUGAAGGACAGGGGCCCUGAAGCUACUCGUAGAUUUUUUAACUGGUUUUACUGGUGCAUUAACCUGGGUGCAAUUCUGUCUUUGGGCGGCAUCGCUUAUAUUCAGCAGAAUAUAAGCUUCAAUCUGGGCUACAUCAUUCCCACUGUCUGCCUUGGCGUUUCCUUCUUGGUGUUCCUGUGUGGCCGGACUGUCUUCAUCACCAAGCCAGCAAAUGGUAGUGCCUUCACUGACAUGUUUAAGAUUCUUGGCUACUCCUUCUGCUCCAGCCAGCGGCACAAGGAGCCAGCCAGGUUAAGAAAUCAAAUUCAUGAAGUGUGUCUGCCAAAGCCAAAGCCUAACCUGCUGGACAAUGCAAAAGAAGCCUAUGGAGGGCGGUUUCCAGAGGAGAAGGUGGAGGAAGUGAAGGCCUUGUUUAAAGUCAUCCCUGUAUUUUUGGCACUCAUACCAUAUUGGACUGUGUAUUUCCAGAUGCAGACCACGUACAUCCUGCAGGGUCUUCACUUACGGAUCCCUGAGAUUUUUAAGAUGAGUGGAGAAGGAAAUAGUUCUACUAGCAAGAAUUCUCUACACAUGCUUCCGUCUGCCUGGCUCACCAUGUUCGAUGCUCUGCUGAUUCUGGUCCUGAUUCCUCUGAAGGAUAAAGUCAUCGACCCCGUUCUGAAGAGGAGGGGCCUGCUCCUGUCGUCUCUGAAGAGGAUUGCAGUGGGAAUGUUCUUUGUCAUGGGGUCUGUCGUGGCUGCGGGGAUUUUGGAAAGCAAAAGACUGGAUGUUGUUUUCAAGAAGGAUAUCAUCGAUCAGGUCAUUGGCAAGGAGACGUACCAUGCAGCCAAUUUAUCAAUAUGGUGGCAGAUACCACAGUACUUGCUCAUUGGAAUCAGUGAAAUAUUUGCCAGCAUUGCAGGUCUGGAGUUUGCAUACUCCGCUGCACCCAAGUCCAUGCAGAGUGCCAUCAUGGGUCUGUUCUUUUUCUUCUCUGGGAUUGGCUCCUUUGUCGGCUCGGGACUUUUAGCCUUGGUGUCCCUCAAAGCAGUUGGCUGGAUGUCCUGUCAUAAAGAUUUUGGUAACAUCAAUGGCUGUUCUUUGAAUUAUUACUUUUUCUUGCUUGCGGGGAUCCAAGGAGUAACUCUGCUGCUUUUCCUGGUUGUCUCGGUGAAGUAUGACAAGCAGAGAAGCGUGCAGUGGCAAAACACAGUGUCUUAACACAAUAUUUUAAUGACAAAAAUAAAAACCCUUUCAUCGCCUGAAAGGAAAGCUAACAAACUUGCAGCACCCCCAUGUUGUUAAAUGCACAGUCCCCUUGUAUCUUCAGCCAUAGUUUUAAUACUGACAAAAUUCAGUACAAAAAAAAAAAAAAAAAUCAAAGUCUUUG